AUGGGGAACUAUUUAGCUAAUUACUUAAAUAUUGAAAGAAAUUGGAAUCUUGUUGCACACCGUGGAAUAAAUGUGGACAAAUUCAAUGCGAAUUAUGAUUUAGUCUUAAUUCAUGUUGGGAAUCUGACACAACACACUCUUGUUCAUACUGGUGAGAAGCCUUAUUCUUGUAUUAUAUGUGAUAAGAGUUUUUCGGAAAGAAGGAUUCUGAACAGACACAUCCGUGUUCAUACUGGGGAGAAGCCUUUUUCUUGUAGUAUAUGUAAUAAAAGUUUUUCACAAAAAAGUCAUCUCACUUCACACAGUCAUCUUCAUACUGGUGAUCAGCCUUAUUCUUGUAGUAUAUGUAAUAAGAGUUUUUCUCUAAAAGGUAAUCUGACAUGA
This is a messenger RNA of Parasteatoda tepidariorum (common house spider), 384 nucleotides long. Lineage: Eukaryota; Metazoa; Arthropoda; Arachnida; Araneae; Theridiidae. The record is from RefSeq and is a predicted model, not a curated record.